Cyphellophora europaea CBS 101466 is the source of this 2403-nucleotide messenger RNA. RefSeq lists its product as uncharacterized. The record is from RefSeq and is a predicted model, not a curated record. NCBI's taxonomy places the organism in Eukaryota, Fungi, Ascomycota, Eurotiomycetes, Chaetothyriales, Cyphellophoraceae. The transcript has 4 exons. Bases 1 to 2403 code for a protein of 800 amino acids. Gene Ontology annotation, molecular function: hexosyltransferase activity; UDP-glycosyltransferase activity. Gene Ontology annotation, biological process: carbohydrate metabolic process.
AUGUCCGAUCAGAUUGUACAACAUGAUGGUCCGGCGAUCCUCUCGGCUACUGCCGAGGGACGAGUCGGGAUUGACUUCGAUAACCAGCUUGUAAAAUCACUCCUGAGGUUUGCAAAGAAACCAGAAGAUGCAGCUACAGUUGCUGCACCACUACCGCCGUGCUUAGAGAGGGAGUGGAAAACCAGACUCAAUAUUGUGGUGCAAGUCAUUGGGAGCCGUGGCGAUGUUCAACCAUUUGUCGCACUGGGUUGUGAGCUGCGUCGAUCUGGCCAUCGUGUCCGGAUCGCGACUCAUGCUGCGUUCAAAGCCUUCGUUCUGGAAUCAGGACUCGAGUUCUAUCCAGCCGGCGGCGAUCCCCAGGAGUUGAUGGCGUACAUGGUGAAAAAUCCGAGCCUUCUCCCAAGCAUGUCAGCGAUGCGCAGCGGCGAAAUCGGAAAGAAGCGAAAGAUCAUGGCGUUGACACUGGAAGGAUGCUGGCGAUCAUGCAUAUCUCCGGACCCAGACACGCAUGAACCUUUCGUUGCCAACGCCAUCAUUGCAAAUCCUGUCAGCUUCGCUCACGUCCAUUGCGCCCAGGCUCUUGGAGUGCCUUUGCACAUUAUGUUCACGAUGCCAUGGACCGCGACGAAGUCAUUCCCACAUCCGCUUGCGAACAUAAAGGGGUCAGAGGUCGGAAUGGGACGUGCCAAUUACUGGUCAUACCACUUUGUCUCGUACCUUGCCUGGCAAGGACUCGCAGAUGUGAUCAAUGCUUUCCGAGAGCAUACGCUUGGUCUUGCGCAUAUACCUCUUACAGAAGGCCCGACGAUGCUGGAGACAUUACAGAUUCCACACACCUAUUGUUGGUCUUCUGCAUUGAUACCGAAACCCAGGGAUUGGCCGAGUUACAUUGACGUGACGGGAUUCAUCUUCAGGCAGCCGCCUUUCUACCAAGCGCCAACAGAGCUAGAGGAGUUCCUUUCAGGCGGCAGUCCUCCGGUAUACAUAGGAUUUGGCAGCAUCGUGGUCGAAGACCCUCAACAACUUACAAGUACCAUACUGGAAGCGAUUGGAACGACGGGUGUCCGUGCCAUUGUCUCUCCAGGCUGGAGCUCCCUUGCUAGCGUAGAGAAGCAUACGAACAGCGAUGUGUUCUUCCUUACCGGAGACUGUCCACACGAGUGGCUGUUCCAACAAGUCACUGCGGUAGUACAUCAUGGAGGAGCUGGAACAACCACAUGCGGACUACGCAAUCGCAAACCGACAGUGGUUGUGUCUUUCUUUGGCGAUCAAAUUUUCUGGGGCGACAUGAUCUUUGCAGCUGGUGCAGGGCCUCGGCCGAUCCCAUUCGAAACGCUCACUGCUGAGACUCUCGCAGAGGGGCUGGAAUUCUGCUUAAGCGAAAAGGCGCAGGUCGCGGCGUACGAGAUAGCAACACGAAUGUGUGGCGAGGAAGGGGCCCAAGCUGCCGCAACUUCAUUCUACAGACACUUAUCCGCCGAUGUUAUGGCCUGCGAUAUUGUACCAGAGUAUCCUGCGUCCUGGCUCUAUCGACAUGGCUCGAAGACUAUCAAACUCAGCGUACAAGCUGCUGAAUCCCUCCUACUGGAUGGUAGCAUCAAGGCCAAGCAUCUCGAUUUGUACUCACCCUGUCCUCUCCACCUGCGACAUCGACGAUGGGAUCCUGCAACAGGAGUAAUGGCUGCCAUGGGUGAGACGACAACUGGUAUGUUGAACGAAGUCAUGGGCUUCUGGAAGAGACCAGUGGAUCUACACGAGCGACGACUUGCCGAAGCUGUCCUGGCGCAGCAAACUCGUCCAACAAAUGAAAGGGAGUCGAAAGAAACAGCCAGGAACUCGCCGGCUCAUGUUGCCCAGAUGGUGGGUAGUUCGUUAUCCAGCGCUCCAAGAUUCAUGGGUCAAAUGCUGAAGGGUUUCGUGGUGGAUGUACCUCUGGCCGUGACAGAAGGCUUACGGGCUACGCCACAAUUAUAUGGUGACAAAGUGGAGCACCUUGAGCCUGUCAACGACUGGAAGAGUGGCUCUGUGGUUGCUGGUAAACAUUUUGUUGCCAGCUCCAAAUCAGCCGCAUGUGACCUGUGGGAUCAGCCCGAGAAAGGGUACGCCGAAGAAGGCAUGCAAAGUAUUGGCAAGGGGCUUGUAAAAGGUUUGGUCGGAAGCCUGACCAAAACUGGGAGUGCCAUAACUGGUCUGGUCGCGUACCCUGGCGACGGCAUUGCCAAGAGCAUGCACAGCCUUUUCCACAUCAACAUACGCAAUACUAUCGCAGACGCUAAACGAGUCGAAGGCAGAGUAUGGUUGCACAAGGAUCACAAAGAUUUUAUCGCGGAGGCAGUGGUCAACAGAUUCCAACUGAUGCAAGGGAAUCGAGACAAGUUACAAGUGGCCAAAAGGAGGGACUAA